AUGACUGUAGUGACUGAUCCUUGCGUCAGUUGCGGAUACCCCAGGUGUUCGCGCUGUCGAGUGGACAAACUGCAAAUUCGACAACACUUUCACCGCGAUACUGCCCGCGACGAACACACCCACAACGAUCAUACGUAA
This is a messenger RNA of Colletotrichum costaricense, 138 nucleotides long. RefSeq lists its product as uncharacterized. The transcript has a single exon. The record is from RefSeq and is a predicted model, not a curated record. Lineage: Eukaryota; Fungi; Ascomycota; Sordariomycetes; Glomerellales; Glomerellaceae. Bases 1 to 138 code for a protein of 45 amino acids.